AUCCAUCGUUCGUUUUCAUGAUUUCCAUGAUCUGCUUCGUGCUCAGUUCAGUUCCCGUCCAUCGUUUGUGUCGUGUAGGCAUGGAUUGUUUGAGUUGAUUCGCGUUCGUGUUGUGAUUCCAUUACUUUGCAGUCUCCUCAUUUUUCAUUUUUAAGAAAAACCUCAAGUUUUUAGAAAACUAGCGAAUAGUUAGUGGUUUUUAGUUUAGCUCAAGCAUAAAAAGGACGCCUCUAAUAAAGAAAAAGGUGUUUUGAUUCCCCUCUAGAAGUAGGACAGGAAUUAGUAGCCGUGCAAAAGUAGUUGACACAUUCAACAGCAUCAAACUUCUCCGAGUUGCUUUUGCUUCCGUGUACACAGCCUACUUGUGUUGUGCAAAGAAGAAUCAAAAUUUCCUAAAUGAGUUAUGCGAUUUGACUAGAUCGAAAAGAGGGUGUUGUAAACUUGAAAUUCCUCAAAAACCUGCACUCGGUGUGGGAACACCGAUGCGACUGCGAUAAUGUUCUUCCGCGGGGGCCUCAGCAUUCGGCGCAACCUGUACUCGAAGCUGAUCCUGCUGCUAGUUGUGGCACUGUUUGUGUUGUUCUACUUUAAAAACCUAAACGGAACCAACAAUCCGAACACCAUCCCAUUGGCCAAUGGGCUGGUGGGUACGAUUAACCGAGGAAAUAUUCUUGUGGCCGUUGGAACUGGCAGUCAAGACCAGUUUUUCGAGCAACUGGUAUUGGCUGACCUUGCCAAGCAGGAGCGUGGCCUUGGCGAUAAUGGCAAAGGCGUAGAGCUAAGUGGUGAGGCUAAGGAAAUUGGCGAAAAGCAAUUGGCUACGAUUGCUCUGAACGAGGAACUGAGUGAACAUCUCAGCUACAAUAGAACGCCUCCGGAUGAACGACAUCCAGCAUGCAAGCGGAAAAAGUUUGACAUUGAUAGUUUACCAUCGACGAGUGUUAUCAUAAUAUUCUACAACGAGCCCUACUCGGUGCUGGUACGAACGGUUCACAGUGUUCUGAAUACCGCGGAUCCACGACUGCUGCAGGAAAUUAUUCUGGUGGACGACGGAAGUACUAACGAAGAAUUGAAGGGAAAGUUAGAUUACUACGUGCGAACGCGAUUAACUUCGAAGGUGAAAAUUUUACGACAAAGAAGCAGAGUGGGACUGAUUCGAGCACGGCUGGCCGGAGCCCGUUUCGCCAAGGCAGAUGUGCUGGUUUUUCUGGACGCCCAUUGCGAGUGCAUGACGCAGUGGCUGGAACCACUGCUGGAGCGGAUCAAAGAAUCACGAACCAGCGUACUGGUGCCGAUCAUCGAUGUGAUUGAAGCGAAAAACUUCUACUACAGCACCAAUGGGGUGACGGACUUUCAGAUCGGUGGCUUCACCUGGGAUGGACACUUCGAUUGGCAUGAUGUAACCCAGCGGGAAAAGGAACGUCAGAAACGAGAAUGCACCGAAAAAGAUCUGGCGAUAUGUCCGACGUUCAGUCCAACGAUGGCUGGGGGAUUAUUCGCGAUAUCGCGUGAUUAUUUCUGGGAAAUCGGAAGCUAUGACGAGCAGAUGGACGGCUGGGGUGGUGAAAAUCUGGAGAUGUCCUUUCGGGUGUGGCAAUGCGGUGGCACACUUGAAACGAUUCCCUGUUCCCGGAUAGGGCACAUAUUUAGGGAUUUUCACCCUUACUCUUUUCCCAAUGAUCGUGACACCCACGGGAUUAAUACAGUCCGAAUGGCGGUAGUCUGGAUGGAUGAUUAUAUUGACCUACUGUUUCUUAAUCGUCCCGAUUUGAGGGAUCAUCCUGAGGUUGGCGAUGUCACCCAUCGGCGGGUGUUACGCGAAAAGCUUCGUUGUAGAAGUUUCGAUUGGUACAUGAGGAACGUCUAUCCGGAGAAAUUUAUCCCAACCCGAAAUGUGCGAGCGUACGGGCGUGUUUCUUCACUGGCGGAGAAUCUGUGCCUGGACACGCUGCAACAGAACGCCGAUAAGCCGUGGAAUUUAGGCAUCUACACAUGCUUCCGAACGGAAGUGUCUGCUUCACAGUUGAUUUCGCUAACGAAGCGUGGCGUAUUGCGAACGGAGCGCAGUUGCGCCACGGUGCAGGAUAACAAGUCCGAUAGCAGGUUUGUGGUUAUGAUUCCUUGUGUCGACGAUGACGACAUUGACGAUACGUGGCAAAUCACCGAGCACCAGCAGUUGAGGCAUAUUCCGUCGGGCCUCUGCCUGGACAGCAGUGAUUUGUCCACCAAAAGUUACGUCCAAGUAACACCCUGUCUGCCGAGAGUGCGAACGCAGAAGUGGGAGUUUCAGCAUUAGUUUGCUCAGCACAUAGUCAACAGCAUAGCGUCGUCCAGUACUAGGGGAGAGAUGAGAUUGGGUCUGUAUAUUUUUGCCGUUUAACGAUCGAGACAAACAAUUAAUUACCUCGCUUACAGAGGAGCGUCUGUAAGCCCUUGUGUACUAGAAGCAAACUAUAUAGUAAAAAAGACGAUGGUCAUGAUGAUGAUGAGACACCGAGCCGGAGUGAAAUUAUGUCUAUGACGCAAUAUUGUUGUAUAAUAUAAAAGCGAUAGGUUAGUUAGGUAUUAGAUAGAGACAAUGACGGUAUCAAGGGGUUCUAUUUCGCCGUUUGUGAAUCUCAAAAGAAAAACACAAAUUGCAUGAGGGCACUUUUUUUCACUCACUCGCUGCAUGUUGGUUAGCGAGUGGAAAAGGGAGGCCUUCCUUCAUUCCCUCCUCUUUUACUGAAGUGACAUAUUAUUGAAGUAAAUAAAGAAAAAGAACGCGUUUAUUAAAAUUAGUCAAAAAUCGGGCUAAGCCGAGCGAGGAGCAUUAAAAAUUGAGAAAUUGAGAGUGAACGAGAUAAUAAGAACUAAUGUGAUAAUGGCAGCGUGACAUAAUAACGCGAGUGUGAACUGAACGGCUGAGCUGAAGGAAAUCUUUGGGUGAAUGUACGGGUAUCGGAAGAAUUGUUGCCGCCUAGCAGCGAUGCACAUUAGGAGGUUCUACUGCAUGCCAUAUAGAAUUGCAACAGCUGUGUUUGCCAUUCACCAGCUGGAAGCUUUACUAGAAUUGGUGACUAAGUUAUUUCUAGGGGAAACGUUAGUACUAAUCAAAGAAAAUCACAAAUCGGUUUAAUUUUGACAUUCCAAAUUUAGGAAACAAAAAAUUUAAAGAAAAAUUGGCUAUUCUUUUUGGUAAUUUUGUCAAUUGUUAUAAUUUUUUUUCUAUACCUACUGAUAUUAUACUGCUUUUCUCUACAUCGUUGCCCUUAUCUGGCGUGUUAGUAACAGUUGCGACUGCGAGAAGAAUGGAGCGAAACACAAGCCUUUUUCAACCCAAUUCUGAUGUUGGUUGUUAUACACGCGUACUUCACAGUUAUUUGAUUAUGAUAAGAAACUUAUGGCAUAAAACAAUAUUACACAUCACAUGCUUAACCUGCGAAAAAGAUUUAAAACAAUUAUCGUUAUCGCACUUAAACAUUUCUUUAGUCAAAACUAGCAACAAUACAAGUAACAUUUAUUUGUUCUAGUUUUAACUUGGCAGAAUUGCUGUUUAUUAUGAUAUUUUUUCCACGACGGCAACAAUUCUAUCAAUCGCUCAGUGUAUAUGCAUCACAGUGUACUUACGACGAGAGCGCGAAUGAAAAUGGAACCAACUAAUGAUUAAGUAAUAUUUUUAAAGAAAAUGAUGCCAACACAAUGAAACUGAAUGAAAGAAACCACCACAAUCUUCUGAGACUUGAAAACGUGAAACUAAUUUGUCCUCCUUUUUGUUGUGUAAAUCAUCGAUUCUCUUAUUUAUAUAGCCCGAUUAAAAAGGUAGUAGUUUAUCGUUAUCGAACGUGCCACAAAUCUGCAAAAACAAGAGACAACUGAAACCAUUUUGUUAGAUGCUAAGUUAAACUUUCAACCCCUUCUUUUUACUGUGCAUAUAAUAUACCUAAAUGAAUUCAAGAUUCAACCAGGACAAUAUCGAAAAACGUAACGGUGACAUCACUUGUUCAAAAAAGUACAACUAAGUAAAACGUUAUAACUUAUAAUCAGCUCAAACUCCUUUUUUCCCCUCCCCUUACUUCUCGUGUAUAGUAUAGAUUAUUUUAGUCAACAGAAUAGUUUAAAUCGAUUCACGGAAUAGAAGAACUGCUAGUAAAUACACAAUACCUACCUACUUACCUUAAUGACUUAACCGGUCAGUACAUAAUUGCUUUUUGUAGUUAUCCCCCUUCGUUAGCGCUUCAAGCGAAUAUUAUUUAGGUAAAACUACAAAUUUUAAUCGAAGAACUCGAAUAUAUAUAUAUAGAGGUAUCUGGUAUGGAAUGAAUGCUGAACUGCUAGUUCACGGACAGUUGCGACGUUUACAAUCCGAUUGAAGUGAAACAGAUUGAGUAGGAAAUAAUUGUAUUAUUUAUAUGUUUCUGACCAUGCAAAAAGGGUGGUAGUACAAGCAAGACACACAGUGGUGGGGAUUGCAUGCAAAAUUGAUCCAUCAGCAUGGAUCACCUGGUCAAUUGUUACUCGUAACAAUUUCCAUGUGUUCGGAUCUAACCGCGAGCAGCUGUAUAAAUGAUACACAGAAACUGAAAACUGGAAAACAGAUAUUUUUGUUAAUGAACAUAUUUGUUUAUAUCUCAUU
Messenger RNA from Sabethes cyaneus, 4615 nucleotides. RefSeq names its product polypeptide N-acetylgalactosaminyltransferase 1 (gene Pgant1). The coding region runs from base 497 to 2296 and encodes 599 amino acids. Lineage: Eukaryota; Metazoa; Arthropoda; Insecta; Diptera; Culicidae. The transcript has 5 exons. Gene Ontology annotation, cellular component: Golgi apparatus. The record is from RefSeq and is a predicted model, not a curated record.